This is a messenger RNA of Pomacea canaliculata, 1953 nucleotides long. RefSeq names its product polycystic kidney disease protein 1-like 2. Gene Ontology annotation, molecular function: protein binding. The coding region runs from base 140 to 1918 and encodes 592 amino acids. The transcript is spliced from 11 exons. Lineage: Eukaryota; Metazoa; Mollusca; Gastropoda; Architaenioglossa; Ampullariidae. The record is from RefSeq and is a predicted model, not a curated record.
AACAAGCUUGAUCAGCUCAAUUCUUUCUUCGACUCGGUGGGGUUGGCGAUGUUGGCCAAGACGUCGCGAGAGGAAACCUCUUCCGCCCUCAGCGUCAACACCAGUGCCAUGGGUGUCACGUGGGUGGAGCCCGGUUUCCAUGGCGACAUUCCAAACGAAAGCAAAGCUUGAGAAGUCCAAGGUGGAGGUCGUCGUCAGCUCGUCGUGCCUGCCUUCAGCUUUACUGAAGAGCGACCUGCGGCUACAGGUGGGAACCACCACCAGCAACUACUACAAGUUGGGCAACGACACGGACAACAUGACCCUCCCAGUGGUGCUGGCGUCCAUGUGGAACAAAGUCCCCAAGAGGCGCGUGAACGUGACGGAGCUGCCUGAGCCCCUUUACAUCUUCCUGCAGACCAAUUAUACGGAGAGGGAGAAAAGACUGUGGGAAAGCACGACAUUUUCUCUUGAACAUUCGGAAAAAGAAAUCGUGGUCAAAGCCUUCCGUGACCGUAGCACGAUUGUCAACUUUACCUUCACGCCGUCUAAUGUCUCAGUCUCCGUCCAGGUCAUCCUGCAGCGAGGCAACAUUUCCAACACCACAGUCUACAAUGAAAGUGAGUUCCCGCUGCCUGAAUCGAAAUGGAAAGUCCUUAGACACGUGGUGCAGGAACCCUCCUCCCUGCUGCUGCCAUCGCAAGAUGACGCCAACGAGGAGGACACAUACAGGAUAAAGGUGAACCACAACAACUCCUCGCAACCGACGGUCGUUCCUGUCGUGAAGGUGGUGACGGCAGAGAUCUCCUGCAAGACCUGGGACACCAACGCCAGCGCCUGGAAGAACUCAGGCUGCAAGGUGGCGAACGUCAGCAACUUUGACGAGGUGGUGUGCGAGUGCACACACCUGUCGAUUUUCACAGCAACUUUCUUCGUGUCACCUAACGUCCUGUCUACAGAUGACCUGCGGCUGUUCGCGGAGUUCUUCCACAACCCAGUCAUGGUCACUGUCGUCGUUCUGCUGUGGAUGACCUACCUGGUGGGCUUGUACUGGGCCUACCACGCCGACUCCCUGGACAAGGCGCAGCGGGGGAUAGCAGUUCUGGAGGACAACAGUAAGGAUGACGAACACCUGUACCUGGUCUGCACGGUUACCGGAUGGGGACGGAACACAGGAACCACAUCCAACGUCUACAUCUACCUGAGCGGCACCGCUGCUAAAACACGUGUUCACCGCCUGGCGGAUGCAGAGCGCGAUAUUUUUUUCAGCGGGGCGGAGAACUGGUUUUUGAUUAGCUCCCCUCAUGACCUAGGCGAUCUGACUUCUGUGAUCAUCUGGCACGACAACACCGGUUCCAGCCCAGAUUGGUUCCUGAAUGAAGUUUACGUGCGGGAGGUGGACGGUGACCAGGCGUGGCACUGUCUAUACAACAACUGGCUGAGUGUAUACCGGGGGGUGCUGUGUGUCGAGGUACCCGCCACCUCCGCUGAAGAGAUGGCCAAACAUCGCUUUUAUCACUUCGUCAUCAACACCAGCCAGUCUCUCCGGACUGAACAUCUGUGGCUGAGCUUCGUGACUAAACCUAAUUACAGCACCUUCAUGCGGAUGCACCGAUUAACGUGUGCCCUGUGUAUUCUCUUGACCAUGAUGAUGGCCAGCCUCAUGUUUCACGGCCUCCCCACGGACGACCCCAGGAUCAGGUCAGCACCGGGCCCAUCACCUUCAACAUCAAGGACGUCAUCAUCGGUGUGCAGACAUCGCUUAUCGUCUUCCCCAUCAACAUGCUGCUGGUGGAGUUGUUUUGCUGGCCGCGCUCACCUCGUCAUACCUACGAGACCCCUUCCUCUAGCUCGGACGACAGCUCCACCUCGAGCAGCAACGAGUCCACGGAGGACACGAAUACAAACAAGAACACCAAUGAGUCGCCGGUACAUGUAAGCGAAGCCCGGAGACAGGAAGCGAGUCUUCCGACC